CCCGGCGGCCGCCUCUGAACCGGACGCCAUGGACGCGAUCUACCGCUACGACGAGGCGGCCAACGCGCGGGCCCACCAGGAGAAGCCCUGGGCCACCGACCCGCACCACUUCCGCCGCGCCAGGAUCUCCGCCCUCGCGCUCCUCAAGAUGGUCGUCCACGCCCGCGCCGGCGGCACCAUCGAGAUCAUGAGCCUCAUGCAGGGCAAGUUCCAGGGCGACUCCAUCAUCGUCAUGGACGCCUUCGCGCUCCCCGUCGAGGGCACCGAGACCAGGGUCAACGCCCAGGCCGACGCCUACGAGUACAUGGUCGAGUACUCCACCAUCAACAAGCAGUUUUGGGUGGGUGGAUUACCAGGAAAUGCUGCUAAUUUGGUGUAUAUAUGCGUCUUGCGGUUAGGUGCAUCAACUUGUUAUGGAUGCUGGCUGUCAGGUAUUGAUGUUUCAACUCAGAUGCUUAAUCAGCAGUUUCAAGAACCAUUCUUGGUUGUUGUGAUAGACCCUACAAGGACUGUUUUUGCUGGUAAAGUGGACAUUGGAGCUUUUAGGACAUAUCCAAAAGAUUACAAGCCACCGAAUGAGCCUGUGUCUGAGUAUCAGACCAUACCACUCAACAAGAUAGAAGAUUUGGGUGUUUUAUACUAUUCUUUGGAUAUAACCUAUUUCAAGUCAUCACUGGACUCUCACCUCCUUGAUCUACUCUGGAACAAGUACUGGGUCAACACAUUGUCUUCGUCACCACUUCUGGGUAACAGGGAUUAUGUUGCUGGACAAAUCUUUGAUUUAGCUGAUAAACUAGAGCAAGCUGAAGGGCAACUCGCACACAGUCGAUUUGGCAUGCUUAUGCCAUCACAGCGAAAGAAAGAGGUCAGUUUCUGUGUUCAUGCCCUUUAAACUUGGUUAUCCUCAGUGUACACCACUGU
Molecule: messenger RNA, 921 nt
Organism: Hordeum vulgare subsp. vulgare (domesticated barley)
Lineage: Eukaryota; Viridiplantae; Streptophyta; Magnoliopsida; Poales; Poaceae
Product: COP9 signalosome complex subunit 5-like
Exons: 4
Coding region: 29-892 (287 amino acids)
Biological process (GO): protein deneddylation
Cellular component (GO): COP9 signalosome; cytoplasm
Molecular function (GO): metallopeptidase activity; deNEDDylase activity; protein binding
Source: RefSeq, a predicted model, not a curated record